Messenger RNA from Klebsormidium nitens, 2092 nucleotides. The record is from the annotation of a GenBank genome assembly. Lineage: Eukaryota; Viridiplantae; Streptophyta; Klebsormidiophyceae; Klebsormidiales; Klebsormidiaceae.
GAAUCUUCCACAACGUUCCUAAUUUGUCCUUCAAAUGGGGUGGCUGCUGCCGCAGCAGCUGCAAUAAGCUCCGCAGGAAAGCCUGCUCCUCAUGACACCAACUUCUGACUCGAAGCACAGCAGGGGAGACGAAAAUCUGGUUUGAGCUUGAGCUCAAAAGGCCCUCCAAGUGCUCCUGCGAGGGCGCCUCUGCAAAAUCAGCUGUUGCUUUGAUUGCAAUCCUCUGAAACUUGACAACAUGGUGCAGACCACCCCAGCAUCUCAGGCUGCCAGUUCCAGCAAGGAUGCCGGUGCUAAGCAGCCCUUCUAUCUCCCCCCGCAAGAAGUUCCAACUGGGGCGCCUCUACAGUCAGAUCUAUCAAUAGUGCCCCCCCUCUUCCACCCCCUCAAAAUAAGGGGCGUGACGCUCCACAACCGUAUCGUCGUCAGCCCCAUGUGCAUGUACUCUGCCGACGAUGGCAUGCUCACCGAGUUUCACUUUGCGCACCAUGCACAAUUUGCGCUGCGGGGGCCGGGGGCUAUCUUCAUCGAGGCAACAGCGGUCACGCCGGAGGGCCGUAUUUCGCCGCAGGAUGCCGGCAUCUGGGACGACAAGCACAUCGCCCCGAUCCGGCGCAUCGCAGACCUGGUCCACUCCCAGAAAAUCCCGCUUGGUAUCCAGCUGGCGCACGCGGGCCGGAAAGCGUCGACGUCGCAACCGUGGCGCGGGUACUACCGGGUGACUCCGGAAGACGGCGGGUGGUCGGACGAGCAGGUGGUGGCGCCGAGCGCGAUCGCAUAUGAUGAGAAGCAUGCGGAUCCGCGGGAGAUCACGAAGGAGGAGAUAGAGGAGAUUGAGGAGGCGUUCGUGGCUGCCGCCAAGCGGGCUCUGGCCGCGGGUGUCGACAUGGUGGAGGUUCAUGGCGCGCACGGGUACCUGAUUCAUUCGUUUCUCUCCCCACUGAGCAAUCUUCGGACGGACGAGUACGGCGGUUCGCUUGAGAAUCGGAUGCGGUUCGCGCUUGAGGUCACGGAGAAGGUUCGCGCGGUGUGGCCGUCGGACAAGCCGGUCUUCUUCCGCGUGUCCGGCACCGAUUGGGCGCCCGGCGGGUGGGACAUCGAGCAGACGAUCGAGCUGGCCCGGCGGCUGCAGCGGCUGGGCGUCGACGUGCUUGACGUCAGCAGCGGUGGGAAUACGCCCCAGCAGAAAAUCAAGGUCGGGCCGGGGUACCAAGUACCGCUCGCGGAGAAGGUGAAGCAGGCCAUCCCUGAUUUGCUCGUCAGCACAGUUGGCCUGAUUCUCAACCCGCACCAAGCAAACGAAAUCAUCGCGAGCGGCAAGGCGGACCUGGUCAUGCUCGCGCGCGAGUUCCUGCGCGACCCCAACUUCGUGCUGCGCGCAGCGCGUGAUUUAGGGGUGGAUGUACAAUGGCCCAACCAGUACCAUAGGGCGAAGGACGCGUUCUAUAAGCACCCGUAAAAACCUUUUAAAGGGGGUCUAUGUGUUCUGGAAAGUGUCAGUUCGAGUAAUAAAAUUUGGGACUCUUGAUUGGGAGGCAAGGUCUGGUUCAAAGCAAGAGACGUGUAGCGCGAGACGGAAGGAUACAAGCAGUGGCGAGGCAAAGCGCUACCUCUAAUCAGAAGCAUAGGUUCGCAGCCGGCAAAGUCGAUUGGGACACGUGCUAGUCACUUAGGAAGUUAUCUGUACAAUUCAUCAAUCAUGAGUGUAGUAGGAGAAGUCAGGGCGUGCGGGCCAGCACCAAUGGAAUUUGGGGAGCACGCUUCUAAGGCGUAAGCGUGCACUGAGCAACGGGAUAGCACUAUAUUAUAUAAAGCCAUUGGAAUCAUACGGCCUGAUUAGAUUGUUGAAUUCGCAUUCAACUUAGCUAGGCUGCAUAGUGUUCAGAUUGACAUAGGGCAGCUAAGAUUGAAUUAGAACGGCAGGCUUAGGGCAAUGACGUAGGCGGACAUCUUUGCCUGUUCUACUGUUUGUGGUUAGCUAGGUUUCCUGCCAGGCAAAUAUAACGAAUUGAUGGGUCCACUUACUUACUUCAGCCAAUGAACGGUGUAAGUUCAAUUGUGCUCCUGAAUCCUGCUCUGAGUCUAGCUCAGU